Molecule: messenger RNA, 1428 nt
Organism: Cynara cardunculus var. scolymus (artichoke)
Lineage: Eukaryota; Viridiplantae; Streptophyta; Magnoliopsida; Asterales; Asteraceae
Product: probable 1-acylglycerol-3-phosphate O-acyltransferase
Exons: 9
Coding region: 59-1291 (410 amino acids)
Molecular function (GO): A2-type glycerophospholipase activity
Source: RefSeq, a predicted model, not a curated record
AUAAACACCGAUCUCUAAAAUUCCGCCAUUUCUUUCACAGCUUCAUCCAAUUCAGCCUAUGCGCAUUAGACUUGCCCUUACUCGCUCAAUUUCCAGUUUCACGCCGAAGAUUAUGGCAGACGAAAUCAACGCAUCUGCGGCAACGGCAUCCACAACUUCAACAUCAUCAAGGAAGAAAAACUCCUUAUGGCCUUCUGUUCUUCGUUGGAUUCCAAGCUCCACCGAUCACAUAAUUGCUGCUGAAAAGCGCCUUCUCUCUCUUGUCAAGACUUCAUACACCCAAGAGAAGGUUAAUAUUGGCUCUGGCCCACCGGGGUCUAAAGUCAGGUGGUUUCGUUCUGCCAGCAAUGAAUCAAGAUUUAUCAACACAGUUACCUUCGACAGCAAAGAGGAUGCACCCACUCUUGUAAUGGUACAUGGAUAUGCAGCUGCUCAGGGAUUUUUCUUUCGAAAUUUUGAUGCUCUUACAAAACAUUUCAGGGUGAUUGCAAUUGAUCAACUUGGUUGGGGAGGAUCAAGCAGGCCUGACUUCACUUGCAAAAGUACUGAAGAAACCGAGGCUUGGUUCAUUGAUUCCCUUGAGGAAUGGCGCAAAGCAAAAAACCUUGAAAAGUUUGUUCUGCUUGGGCAUUCUUUUGGAGGAUAUGUUGCAGCUAAAUAUGCCUUGAAGCAUCCUGAGCAUGUACAACAUCUGAUUUUGGUGGGACCUGCUGGGUUUACCUCAGAAACCGAACAUAAAUCAGAGUGGCUUACCAAAUUCCGAGCAACAUGGAAAGGAGCUGUUAUGAACCAUUUAUGGGAGUCUAAUUUUACUCCUAUGAAGGUCCUCAGAGGAUUAGGUCCCUGGGGUCCAAAUUUGGUCCGAAGAUAUACAAGUGCAAGAUUUGGUGAAUAUUCAACAGGCGAUGUGUUGACGGAGGAAGAGUCCAGGUUACUUACAGAUUACAUAUACCACACUUUGGCGGCCAAGGGAAGUGGAGAGCUAUGCUUGAAGUAUAUUUUUUCAUUUGGGGCAUUUGCUCGAAGUCCUCUAUUACAAAGGGCUUCGGAAUGGAAAGUGCCAACGACCUUUAUAUAUGGGUUCCAAGAUUGGAUGGAUUACCAUGGAGCAGAAGGAGCACGGAAGGACAUGACUGUCCCAUGUGAAAUCAUAAGAGUCCCAAAGGCUGGUCAUUUUGUGUUUCUAGACAAUGCAAAUGGAUUUCACUCGGCAGUAUUACAUGCGUGCCGCAGGUUUCUUUCGCCGGAUCCUAAUGGUUAUCCUCUACCAGAAGGUGUUACGUCCAUCUAGUAGCAUUACUAUAUCGUUCGUCAAAAAUUGUUUUAUUCUCUUUAAAGAACAAAUAUAGGAAGAAGGAAAAAACUAGCGUAGAACAUUUACACUCCGUAGGUAUUUCAGUAAAAUUUAUUAUUUUUUAGUUCGAGCCU